Molecule: messenger RNA, 1040 nt
Organism: Pseudomyrmex gracilis
Lineage: Eukaryota; Metazoa; Arthropoda; Insecta; Hymenoptera; Formicidae
Exons: 2
Coding region: 173-868 (231 amino acids)
Molecular function (GO): DNA binding
Source: RefSeq, a predicted model, not a curated record
UCGGUUGUCAAAGAGGGAGGUGAUUGGUGGCUUUAUAUCGCGUAGACCGUUUCUUGCUACGGAACGACAUAGCCGAUCGACUGAAAACUGUAUAAAUCGGGAACGGAAGUGUCGGAAUAUAUCGGUAUCAUCAUCAUUUGUGGUAGAAUUUCAUCCUAUUUCUAUUGAGAAGAUGUCAGACAAUGAAGGAAUGGUUUACGAAGAGGAUGGUGACAUCCAAGAUGAAGGUACAACGGAAAUAGAAUAUCUUGAGUCUGAGAUGCAAGAAAUCAAACCUGUGUAUGUGAAAGAAGAACAUAACGAGAAAAGAUACUCACUAGGAGAGAGAACAAAAAAAACAGACAAGUCUCUAACAAAAGACACAACACAAAAAAACCGUUUUAUUCCUAUACGACCAAAACCUUAUCCUAGUGCUCUGAUAAUCAAGCAACAGACAGGUGAAGAUUUAUCCGCAACCAGUGUACCUGUGUUGCCACAUCACAUUAUCGUAACUAUCCCCAGCAAGGAUAAAACACAAUAUAUCUUCCCUACUAAUGUUAGCCUCAAUAAGAACAUCAAUGAGAAGACAAUUAAAUUGAAUGGUGACACUAAAAUUGUUCCAGUAAAGACCAGAGUUCAAACUAAUGAGAAAGUAAUCAAAAAGUCAUGUCAAAGCAUUGCAACAAAUAAAGUUGUACAUAAUGUUAAUAAGGCAUCACCAGUAUCUAGUAAGGACAGCAUUGAAUUAUUUUUUGAGAGUAUGGCACAAAGUGUGUUAAAUCUGCCUCAGAGAGUACAAGCAAACAUUAAAAUGAAAAUCUGUCAAGUAGUCACCAUGGCAGAGAUCAAGUAUAGUAAUAAUAACAAAACAAAAUCAAGACCUACUUAAACUUAAAAAAUGUGUAAUUAAGCUUGCAAUGCAAUCUCGCAAUACAGCGCGAAAAAAAACAUCGUAGGCUUUAGUUAUUAACUGAAGAUCAUUACUAAUCUUAUUUCAAGUUAAAAAUUGUAUUAGAGUUAAAAACAUUAUCAUAUUUAAAUUAAAUACAUUUGUUAAAUAU